This is a messenger RNA of Zophobas morio, 774 nucleotides long. RefSeq names its product PRKR-interacting protein 1 homolog. Gene Ontology annotation, cellular component: nucleolus. Gene Ontology annotation, molecular function: double-stranded RNA binding; protein kinase inhibitor activity; protein kinase binding. Gene Ontology annotation, biological process: negative regulation of protein kinase activity. The transcript is spliced from 3 exons. Lineage: Eukaryota; Metazoa; Arthropoda; Insecta; Coleoptera; Tenebrionidae. The record is from RefSeq and is a predicted model, not a curated record. Bases 95 to 733 code for a protein of 212 amino acids.
CGUGUUGCAAGUGUCACAAAUACUUGUCAUUUGUCAUUUCAUCAAACGUUGUGUUGUUAUUAUUUUAGCCAUCAGAAAGUCUUAGUUUUUCGACAUGGGGGACCGCGACAGCAGCCCCGAUAUGGAAAUCGAGCGCCCAGCGCGCCCCAUUAUCAUUCGCAACACGACAGACCUUCAAAGACUCAAAUUGGAAAAGCUCAUGAAAAACCCGGAGAAACCAGUGGUGAUUCCCGAGAAGCCCAAAGAACGCGGAGUUCCCGUAGUUCCAGACUUUGUCCGGAAUGUCAUGGGGAGCAGUGCAGGAGCAGGGUCUGGCGAGUUCCAUGUGUAUCGUCACUUGCGGCGGAAGGAAUACGCAAGGCAAAAAUACAUGAAGGAGAAAGGCGAACGGGAGCGACUGGAUAAUGAAUAUCACUCAAAACUGGAGGAGAACAAAAAUAAAGCAGAGGCACGAACGGCGAAAAAAAGACAAAAAAGACUAAAAAGGAAGCAGAAUCAGAAGGGCAAGAAGGCCAAAAAUACAGCACAAAGUGAGAGUACAAGCAGCAGCAGUGAUAGUGAAGAAGACAAUGAUAAAAUUGAAGACGAAAAUAAAGCGCCUGAAUGUGGAGAAGAAAAGCAAGGCGGUGAAGAGGAGGUCGAGAUCAAAAGCAAAAAGGCAGACAGUAGUGAGGGACAACAAAGAGAGGAAAAAGAUGAGGGUGGUGAAAAACAAGAUGAAAAUAGCGAUUAAUGUAAAUGUUAUAUUAAAUAAAAAGCACUAGUUUUCUAGAA